Molecule: messenger RNA, 798 nt
Organism: Abrus precatorius (Indian licorice)
Lineage: Eukaryota; Viridiplantae; Streptophyta; Magnoliopsida; Fabales; Fabaceae
Product: transcription factor MYB36-like
Exons: 3
Coding region: 1-798 (265 amino acids)
Source: RefSeq, a predicted model, not a curated record
AUGGGAAGGGCUCCAUGCUGUGACAAAUCUAACGUGAAAAGAGGACCAUGGUCUCCUGAAGAAGAUGCUACCCUCAAAAACUACCUCCAAAAACAUGGCACAGGUGGUAAUUGGAUCUCUCUCCCUCAAAAAGCAGGCCUUAAGCGUUGUGGGAAGAGCUGUCGUCUAAGAUGGUUGAACUAUCUAAGGCCUCAUAUCAAGCUUGGAGGGUUCACUGAGGAGGAAGACAAAAUUAUCUGCACUCUUUAUGGCUCCAUUGGAAGCAGGUGGUCCCUUAUAGCAGCUCAAUUGCCUGGGAGAACGGACAAUGAUGUGAAAAAUCACUGGAACACCAAGCUAAAGAAAAAGUUUUUGGCAGGAAACACUAGUAUUGCCACUGGCAACAAUGGCAGUAUCAGCAAUACUAUUAGUUGUACUCAUCACUUCUCAACUUUUACUCUUCAACCUCAAGUUGAAGCCUUUGUUUUUGAUCAAAAACAAAACUCAGCUUGUUUUGACUCCCACAAUGUUUUUGAUUCGGAGCAAACAUCAAUUCCAGUUCCUUUACCAAUGCCUAUGGAAUCAGAAGCUUUUUAUAACCAAGGUAGUAGUUGUAGUGCACCACCUACUAGGAAAGUUUCAAUGCUUUCCAAUGCAACUUCCUCAGUGGAGCAGAAGAAACAUACCCAAUGGUUUGGGUAUGACCAUGAAGGUGAAGAUGAUGUAAUUUUGCUUGAAUAUUAUAUGCUUAACGAUCUGCUUAAUCAUGGAUUUGCAUCUCAAGACAAAAACAGCCAAGUUGCUCCGUCAUAUGGCUAA